Rhipicephalus sanguineus (brown dog tick) is the source of this 2596-nucleotide messenger RNA. RefSeq names its product AN1-type zinc finger protein 6 (gene drn). The coding region runs from base 427 to 1059 and encodes 210 amino acids. Gene Ontology annotation, molecular function: DNA binding; zinc ion binding. NCBI's taxonomy places the organism in Eukaryota, Metazoa, Arthropoda, Arachnida, Ixodida, Ixodidae. The transcript is spliced from 5 exons. The record is from RefSeq and is a predicted model, not a curated record.
GCUCAUCACGAAAGCGACGAAAGGCUGAGCAUUGUCCUAACGGUGGGCUGCUGUUCGGUCGGCAGGAUGCACCUUAUUUCAUGAACCGUGGAAGACAAAGAGCAGUGACUUGGACAACACUAACUGCGAACGAUGUUGUUGUAGACUGGACACUGCCUGGCUGUGAAAUAUCGUUGGAUACUUGUCUCAUAUACGUGGUGGACGCCAUCUUCCCCUCGUCUCUCUGGUGGUGAAUGUGCAUUUCUCCCACAAGGAAGCGUUCAUCAAACCUACCGUGUGGUUUCGUUCGGACUGUUCGUGGCUGCCGCGGACUCUUCGUCGGCACUCUGUUCUUGGGAUAACGGUUCAGAGCCAACGUUAGGUGUGCAAGAGGAGCAGCUUCCCCUUGUGCGGACGUGACUAGCGACGCUGGGUGGAAGAGGUAUCAUGGAGCGGGACACCAAUCAGAUGUCGCAAAGUGGGGCCUUGUGCCGGUCCGGUUGUGGUUUUUACGGCAGCCCAGCAACGGACGGUCUCUGUUCACAAUGCUACAAAGAUGCCCUCAAGCGCAAACAGACAGCUGGGAGGGGCAGCCCAACAGUGAUGUCUUCGCUUGGGCUUGCAGCUUCAUCCUCCUCUUCAAGCAGCGAGAGUGCCUCUUCCGCCAGCGUCGCAGCAGUGUCUGACCCUGCCCUGAACACAGCUAGCCCCACAGUUCCUCCUGUUCUGGCAUCCACAUCUCAGGAUGCAGCCGUCAGCGAGGCCUGUUGCUUGUUGCAGAAGGCAGACCUGAACCUGGAUGCAUGUGGUGCGCCAUCAAAAUCUACAGAGAGUGUGACCUCAGAAACAGGCAGCCAGCAAGACGACCAGAAGGACCAGAAGAAAAAGAAAAAUCGGUGUCGGAUAUGCCGCAAAAAGGUCGGCCUCACGGGCUUCCAGUGUCGCUGUGGGGGUCUCUUCUGCAGCCUCCACAGAUAUUCCAACGAGCACGACUGUACGUUUGACUAUAAGGAAAUGGGUGCUCAGGAGAUCCGAAAGAACAAUCCUGUGGUGGUAGGGGACAAGAUCCAGAAGAUUUGAGGGCCUGCACGUGUAGGGUGCUGCAUCUUUUUUUUUUGGUCCGUGGGGGAGGGGUCGUGCGCUCAUGAGGAGAGCAGAAGAAGAAAAAAAAAAGCAUCACGCAAGCAAGAUUGCAGCCAAGUUUUUUCUUUUUUCUUUGAAACUUCGUGACCCUCUUUCCUAGCCUUUCUUUUGUGACUUUUUCUUCUCUUCCCUUACAUUGUCGUCUGCCAUUGCCAGUUGCUGCUGCCAUUGCUGCCAGUGUCUCGUGACAGCCAGAUACUUUUCUUUUUUUUCCUUUUAAAGAACCUUGUGAAUGUGAAGCACAUUUUGUUGGCAGGUUUUUGCUAGUGCUGAUACUGCUUUCUCUACUCUUUCUCUCAUUCACUUGACAUAUUUUAGCAGGAACAAAUGCAGACCAAGAAGUGUUAGGUACAUUAAAAAAUUCAUAGUGUGCCCAGCCUCUGGUGCACUUGUAAAGAUUUUUCUUCUUCUUUUCUCUCUGCAUGGUCUUGCUUCUUCUUGUUUGUGUGAAAUAAUUCUGGUUUUCUUUUUAUUUGGAGUGAAUGCACAUGUGUGUGAGUGUGUGUGUGUGUGCAUGUGUGUCUGUGAAUCCUGACAGGGCUGAUCAUGCCCCAUGCCCUGCUGUUGUGCUUAUACCAAUGUUAAGUGCAUGUAAUUAGAUCAGUUUAUUCUUUUGUUUUCUUCAUGGACACCAUUAAAGUGCGGGUGUCGCUGCCUCUUCAAAAAAAAAUGUUGGUAGUACACUUGAUGAUUUUAGCCUUUUUUUUUUUUUCCAUUGACCUCACUCUGGGCUGUGCGAGUGUAUUGCAUUGCAGUGAAAAAAGUGUUGCAUUGUUGUGUGAUAUUGGUGGCUCAUCCGUACUUUUACGUUUCCUGCUCGUUCCUCCAAUGAAAGUGGAAGCUGCGCAUAGCAGCCAGGGCUGCUGGAAGAAGCUGGUGUUUUUCUUGGCUUGUCACAGCUAGUCCAAAUGCAGAAAAUUGUCCACAGUAUAUUUUUGGGCUCUCAACAGGCGGUCUGCUUGAUGGAUAAGUUGCAAAUGCAGACUUUCACGUCGCUGGCUAGCAGAGCCUGGAGGUUAAAUGCAAUUGACGAGCUUGUAGUAAGCUGAAAAGAUGCAGAGUACUAUGAUUUAAAACAGGGCUGCUAAGAUGGUUCAUGCAGCUUUGAUAGCAAAUGGGCAAAGCAAGUCUUCGGGUGCACUGCAAUUUAGUUUUUGUAUGCUGUGAACGAAGCUUCCUUCUGCAUGGUUUAUAGUCCGAAAGUUUUCCGACUGCUGUUUGACCUUGGCGGUACAAAGUUAGCACAGUAAAAUCUGCCUAUACUUUUUGUGUGUCUGCGCGCGCGUGUGUGUGGUGUGAGCGCUGUUUUGGCGCUGUGGCCGGUCAUUCACUUGGGUAUUGGUGAAAUUAUACUGUGCAGUGCUAACUGUCGAAGUUAAGACUUGUUUUCUUUUUCUAGUAAUAGGCAGUGGUUACAGAAUGUGGAGACCACUUUGUAUUAUAUCUUCUUGUACAAAUAAACAUUUCGAAAUCA